Messenger RNA from Chrysemys picta bellii (western painted turtle), 1010 nucleotides. RefSeq names its product carbonic anhydrase 4-like. The record is from RefSeq and is a predicted model, not a curated record. NCBI's taxonomy places the organism in Eukaryota, Metazoa, Chordata, Testudines, Emydidae. Gene Ontology annotation, molecular function: carbonate dehydratase activity; zinc ion binding. Gene Ontology annotation, biological process: one-carbon metabolic process. Gene Ontology annotation, cellular component: plasma membrane.
UCAGUAGGUGACAUCGGAGACAUGAAUCUCGCCUGGGUACCGCACCUCAUUGUCCUGGGGACGCUGCUGGGAGCCGGCUACACCAGUACCGAUACAGCAGAUACCUGGUGCUACGAAGACCCAAAAUGCGGUCCAGAGACAUGGGCAGCUCUGGGGCACUGUAACGGCACCAGGCAGUCCCCGAUCAACAUCGUCACCCCUGCAGCUGUCCACAAUCCCCACUUGGGGGCUGUGUCCCUCGCUGGCUAUGGGGAUGCCAGGAAGCUUAUCUACAUGAAAAACAAGGGGACGACAGUGGAGGUGCAUUUAGCGGAUGGGCUCCAUCUCAGUGCCCAGGGGCUCCCAGCUAUCUACACAGCCAAAUCCUUCCACCUCCACUGGGGCCAGGGGGCAGCCCGGCCUGGCUCAGAGCAUUUCAUCAAUCACAAACAGUUCUCCAUGGAGCUCCAUAUUGUUCAUACCAAGAACAACCUGAGCAUGGCUGACGCCCUCAAGGAUCCCGAGGGAAUCGCUGUGCUGGCCUUCUUCCUCCAGGCAACAGCCCACGCACGCCCCUCCCGCUCCUGGGAUUCCUUCACCCGGCACUUGAAGAACGUGGCUCUGAAGGACAAGAAAACGAAUCUGGACGGCUCCUUCUCCCUGCGCGGGCUCCUGGGCUCGGUGGAUCUAGCCCGCUAUUACCGCUACCACGGCUCCCUCACCACCCCCUACUGUGACGAAGUCGUGGUCUGGACUGUCUUCCCCAGCCCCAUCCUGGUGCCUCCUGGCGUGGUGGCUGCAUUCCCCUCCAUCCUCCGCUCCACAAACUCAGAUGCUGGGCCCCGGCUGCAGAACAACUACCGGCCUCUGCAGAGCCUUGGGAAUCGCCAAGUGCAGGCCUCGGCAGCCCUCCGAGUCACCCCCAGCUCCUCUUCCACCCUGCGGCCUGCAGCCGUGAUCCCUCUGCUCAUCAGUACUGCAGCAAUUGCCUGGCACCUAUAAGGGGACAGAGCCAGACACCUAGAGGCUGG